ACAUCCUGAGCUUGAUACAAGCCACCAUCCCAGGCAACCAGGUAAGCCUCCAGAUCCCGGACCACCAAGUUUAAGUAAAAGCAGAACAGUAGACGUGCUGAAGACAGAACAUCGGGCACCUGGACGGAGCCCUUCUUCUAUUAGUCUAAGGGAAUCAAAAUCCAGGACUGAUUUUAAAGAAGAUCAGAAGCCAAGUAUGAUGCCCAGUUUUCUCUCAGAAGCCAAUCCAUUGAGUGCAGUCACUUCAGUUGUGAACAAAUUCAAUCCUUUUGAUUUGAUAUCAGAUUCAGAUGCAGCCCAUGAAGAAGCCGGUAGGAAACAAAAAGUUACCCAGAAAGAGCAAGGGAAACCUGAUGAGCAGAGGGGCUUUGCAAAACAUGCAGCUCAACAGCAGUCUCCAAAGCCAGCUGUUCAACAAGGGCCUGUCAGACCUACCCCCCAGCAAACUGAGUCUUCCAAAGCAGUGCCUCAGCCGCAGCAGCCUGGGGAACCAAAGCAAGUUCAGAAACCAGGCCCUGGUCACCCAGCAGACUCUAAGCUAGAACAAGCGAAACAACCACCCCAGCCGCGAGGACCACAGAAACCUCAGCCCCAACAGUCGGAACCAACAAAGCCCGUUCAACAACAAACUUCUGCAAAACCUUCACCAGGCCCAGCAAAACCAUCACCGCAGCAACCAGACAAUGCUAGGACGUCAUCCCAAGCACCACCUCCCACAAAACCUUCAUCGCAGCAGCUAGGACCUGUAAAACAACCGUCUCAACAGCUGGCAUGGCAAGGAGGUCCUGUAAAGCCAUCUGCCCAGCAAGCAGGGCCUUCAAAACAGCCUUCUCAGCAACCUGGACCUGAAAAGCCAUCUGCUCAGCCAACAGGACCUGCAAAACAACCAUCACAGCCCGGACCUGGGAAGCCACCUCUGCAGCAAACAGGGCUUGUAAAACAAGUGCCGCCACAGGCAGGGCCUGCAAAACCGUCUUCUCAGACGGCAGGGGCCACAAAGCCCCCGGCACAACAACCAGGGCUUACAAAACCACCAGGCCAGCAACCAGGGCCUGAAAAACCUUCGCAGCAAAAGCAAACUGGUGCAACGCGACCCGCUGAGUCCGCCCCAAAGAAAACCUUCUGUCCUCUUUGCACAACCACGGAACUGCUGCUGCACGCUCCAGAAAAGGCCAAUUACAGCACGUGCACACAGUGUCAUACUGUAGUCUGCAGCCUGUGUGGGUUUAAUCCUAAUCCUCAUCUAACAGAGAUUAAGGAAUGGCUCUGUUUAAACUGCCAGAUGCAAAGAGCUUUAGGUGGUGACCUAGCAGCAGGUCAUGGUCCUGGGCCACAGCCACCUCCACCCAAACAGAAGACACCCAUUCCACCUUCAACAGCUAAACCAUUUCCCCAGCCACAGCCAGUUCAAAAGAAAGAUGCUUCUCCAAAACCUGAUCUUUCGCAGCUAGCAGAAUCGAAAAAACCGCUGCCACUGAAAAAGCAAUCGUCCUUGCCUGGGUCUCCUCCUGUAAAAUCGAAACAAACCCGUGUUGAGCCUACGGAGAUCUCCCAGGAAACAGAUCCUACACCAAAGUCUGAUCAGGCCAAGCCAACACAGGCUGAAGAUAAGCAAAAACAACCCAGUAUACAGAAGCCUACAACGGACACUGUGCCUACCUCUGCAGCACCAGGGCCGAAACAGGAUUUGGCAGGUCCCAGACCUCCACCAACUCAACAGAAAGUGACAGAUUCCCCAAAACCAGAGCUUGCCAAGCUGUCACAGGACACCCAUCCAGCUGGGGAUAAACCAGAUUCCAAACCCCUUCCACAAGUGUCUCGGCGGAAGUCAGAUCCCAAGCUUUCAUCUCAGCCUGGGGCUAGAGAUGCUAAAACUCAGAAGCCUGUUGAGCCAACACAAACAAAAGAUGAUCCUAAGAAGUUACAAACAAAACCGGCCCCGAAGCCUGAUACCAAACCAGCUCCCAAGGGCCCACAGGCAGGGGCAGGUCCCAAGCCAGCACCAGCACAGCUGGUGCCUCAACCCCAGCCACCUCAGAAAACUCCUGAGCAACCAAGGCGUUUCAGCCUUAAUCUGGGAGGCAUCACUGAUGCCCCUAAGCCUCAGCCUACAACACCACAAGAAACAGUUACUGGGAAACUCUUUGGAUUUGGAGCUUCAAUCUUCAGCCAGGCCUCGAAUUUAAUUUCCACAGCGGGUCAGCCGGGGUCUCAGACAUCAGCCCCACCUCCGCCUGGUCCUGCAGCGAAGCAGCCCCAGCCUCCAUCACAGCCUCCGGCCUCUCAGGCAGCCCCCAAAGAGGCUGGGCAUGCUCAGCCUCUUCCAAAAGCUGUUCCUGUAAAGAAAGAAGCCAAGCCUCUUAUGACUGAAAAAUCAGAGCCAUCAAAAGCGGAUAGUAUUUUAACGACUAAAGGGUCUGAUUUAGAAAAGAAACCUGGUUUGGCUAAAGAUAGCAAGCCUCAGGCUGCUGAAACUAAGAAACCUGCUGGGUUGUCGGAACCGGAGAAAGCCAGCCAGCCUAAAGUGUCUUGUCCCCUUUGUAAAACUGGACUAAAUAUUGGUUCUAAGGAUCCCCCCAACUUCAAUACGUGUACAGAGUGCAAGAAAGUUGUGUGCAAUCUCUGUGGAUUUAACCCAAUGCCGCACAUAGCUGAG
Fulmarus glacialis (Northern fulmar) is the source of this 2656-nucleotide messenger RNA. RefSeq names its product protein piccolo-like. NCBI's taxonomy places the organism in Eukaryota, Metazoa, Chordata, Aves, Procellariiformes, Procellariidae. The annotation marks the transcript as partial. The record is from RefSeq and is a predicted model, not a curated record. The transcript has 2 exons. Gene Ontology annotation, molecular function: structural constituent of presynaptic active zone; metal ion binding. Gene Ontology annotation, cellular component: cytoskeleton of presynaptic active zone; glutamatergic synapse; GABA-ergic synapse. Gene Ontology annotation, biological process: presynaptic active zone assembly; protein localization to synapse.